Plasmodium inui San Antonio 1 is the source of this 1602-nucleotide messenger RNA. RefSeq lists its product as hypothetical. NCBI's taxonomy places the organism in Eukaryota, Apicomplexa, Aconoidasida, Haemosporida, Plasmodiidae. The transcript has 2 exons. Bases 1 to 1602 code for a protein of 533 amino acids. The record is from RefSeq and is a predicted model, not a curated record.
AUGAGCAGUCUUUCCCGAGUUAAAUUACGCAUUUGCAAAGCAGCAGCUCGGAAAAAGUUACACAUUUUUUGCGACGAACAGAGCUACGCUGAUAACUUGAUUCGCCUGUACAUAUACAAUGAGCUAGACAGAAAAACCACAAAUGAGAAAAACCCAUAUAGAGAAAAUGUAAGUAAAUAUGUGGGAAAAGUAACAGCACAUUUAAAAAUUAACCGAGGGAAUGGUAACAUCAUAUUUUCGGUUGCCACCUUUUUGGACAUUUUUUUCUUUAAUUACUUCAAAUUUAAUCACAAGUCCAAAUUGGUUUUUCUGUACAGCGAAAUACGCCUAAAGUAUGUAAACAAAUUUUUUCAGGCAAAUGAUAAGGAAAAAAGAGACCUCAUCACUCAGCAACAAAAGCUGAAUUGUCACUCCCACGCCAUUAUCCCUCUAAGUAACAGAAGAACCUUCAUACAGGACAUACUAAACCAGACAGAGAAUUUAAAAGAUUUGUCAAUUCUUAUUUGCAUUAUAAGAAAAGCAUCUUCCUUCCACACGUUCGAUUGCUCCAAAAUAUUAGACUCCCUGUUGAGAAAGCUUUAUUCACAUAUUAACAAUUUCGCCGUGGCAGUGAAACCCAACGGUGCAUAUAGUUUAAGGUACUGCGCGUCCCUAAUCCUAAUCGAUAAGAUUAAAAUAGAACAAACCAAAACGGUAAAGAUACGGGACCUUCUUUAUUCCUUCUACCAACUUGUCUACCUCCAGCGAGGCCAGAAAAUCCAAUUUAUCUUUUUAAGAAUUCUGGCCAUCCUUGGCAAAAAUUACGCGCACCUUGCGAGGGGCGGCCAAGGCGCCUGGGGGAAGGCGGCGAACGAAGCGAAUGAGAACGAAGCGAAUGCCAACCAUGCCACUACCCACUCCCCUGCGUGCAACCUCUUCCUCUCGAACAAAGACAUCGAGCAGCUCUUCUUCCUCCUCAGUAAGAAUGCCCACCUGAACGGUCACUUUAUGCACCCCCUAGUUAUGCACUUCUAUGUGAAGCUGUUCUCGCUGGGUCCCGCAGUCACCUACUUUAGCAAAUUAAUUAAACAAAACGGUGAAGCAAGUUAUGCAUUCUGCCCGAUUUCUAUGUUCCCAAAGAGCUCGCCAGCCUACCUAAAAUUUUUAAAAAAAAGUGAUGUGAAAAAUCACUUCCACACCUUCUAUCAAACGCUAUCCAUCAAAUAUUUGUUAAAAAGAAAAAUAAAUUUUUGUGAAAAUCGGAGCAGCAUUGACCAUUCUGCAUGCUCAGGUAUCACCGACUCACCUCGUCUGAGCCAUUUUGUACUUUACCAAAAUAUAGUUAACAAAAUAAUCGCUCGGUCUUUCUAUCUUUAUCAAGCAAAAAUCAAUCCAAAGGGGAAAUACACUCACAAAUGGCUGCACACAACUACAAACAGUGCACGUGAAAAAUAUGAAAAAAAUUACCUCUAUGACUUUACCAAAUGUAAGUUUUUUUAUUUAAUAUACAUCAGAGCAAUAAUUCGAGGAAGAAGAAGCGGGAAGCCACUCGGAAAAUCCGCACCACGUGGUCGGCGUCAAAAAGAAGAGCCGCAGAAAUUAUCAACGGUAGCAGCAUCUUAG